AUGGAAGAUCGAGAUCCGGUAACCAAGAUAUCUUUCUUAUUGAAUAAUAUUAAUAACAACAACAAUACUAAUAAUAACAAUAAUGGAAAUACUGAUAUAAAGAGUAAUAUCUCAUCUGCUUCUACAAGUCCUGAUUUAACUGCAAGAAUUGAAUCAACCACUCCAGAUACUACCAUACGAACGAAUAUUAGUACUUCUUUGCCGACCAACAGUACUACUACUACUAGUACUACUACUAGUACUACUACUACUACUACUACCAAUAAUAAUAAUACUGAUAGUAAUGCUAUGGAACAAUUGGAACCAUCCUCGAUACCACUACCUAAGCCAGCAAAUGGGAAGAAAAACUCAAAAAAUGCUGAUUCAGCCACUUCUUCCUCUUCGUACCAUAGUGCUUCACGUUACUUGUAUACUCAACCAAAAUCGAGGUCAUCAAUACCAUUCGAUCCAAUACAAUUGGAAAUAAGACAACUGAUAAACCAAAAUCAUGAUUCCCCAGUAAGAAUCUUCCAUGAACAAUCAAAACUAUCAUACCAUUUAAAUGAUAAUAUUUCUAUCCCAGAAUUCAUAGUAAAUAAUAGUGAUGAUAUCCCAAACCCUAUUAAAUUUUAUGAAUCUGUCAAAGAUCUUGGUGCAAAAUAUGGUGCAGUUAAACUAAAAAUAUUAAAUAUGAAUAAACUCAAUACUACUAUCACUAAUAUCAAUAAUUUGAAUACUCAUAAUCAUGACACAACAGUAAACGAUAUGAUGGAUUCUAUUAAUUUGGAAUUGAAUUUUGAACAAUUUUGGUUCAAAACAAGAAGACAAUAUUCACAUAAUUUUAAUGAUUUAGAAUUGGAAUUUUAUUCGAAACUUUUCAAAUUCCAUAAACAAAAAUAUAUGGAAUCUGCAUCAUCUACGAUUAAUAAUAAUAACAAGAAUUAUAAUAAUGGAUCUUUGAAAAUACCAAGUAUUGAUAAAAGAGUUCUUGAUUUAUAUCAUUUCUGGAAUUGCGUUCAAUUAAGAGGUGGAUUCGAUGCAGUAUGUCAAAGAAAAUUUUGGGCACAAAUUGGUAGAGAAUUAGGUUAUUCAGGGAAAAUUAUGAGUUCAUUAUCAACUUCAUUGAGAGCUGCUUAUGUCAAAGUUCUUCUAGAUUUCGAAAAGGAUCAAGUAGAGGUUAAAAUGGAAAUACAAUCAUCACAAUCAUCACAAGCGAAUGUUGAUAGUAAAGACGAACAUGUUGAUAAAAAACAGAAAUUAAAUACAUCGGAAACUGAAGACGGGUUUUACAAAGUUAAUGUUUCACGGAGAAAUUAUACAAGAAUAAGGGACAUUAAAACUUUAAAGAAUUUACCAAUCCAUUUCGAUUCAGUCACUGAGGAAAAACCAAUCAUUACAAAAUCAAAUAAUAAACUAUUACCCACAUACGAUUUUAAAUUUUGGAAUUCUGGAAUGGAAACUUACGACAAAAAUCCAUUUGAGUUAAAAACAUCAUCAAUUUAUAAUAUCAAACAAUAUUAUGAAAAGAGUCAAAUCAUCUUAGAGAAAAUUAAAGCCAAAUAUGCAAUGGAUUUCCCUGAGGUUCUUUCAGCACAAAGUAAAGUAUUACAGCAAGAUUUUGAAAAAUUAUAUUUCCACUUCUUAUCAUCAAAUAAUCCAGAUAUAGAAAUUGAAACCGGUUUAGAAUUAGAUUUUACAAUUCAUAAAAACCCGUUGACAGCUACGUCCCUAAAUAAACUCGAUCCAAACAAAUUGAUCAAUCCAUGGAGAUUGGAAAACAUUCCAUUAUCUGAAGAUUCUUUAUUGAAUCAUAUUGAUAUUGAUAUGGGGAAUUACACUAGAUCCAACUAUGAAGUGGGUAUGUUUUUCUCAAUCGCAGGUUGGUCAACAAACGAUUUAUUUUUACCCUCGAUAGAUUAUAAUCAUCUGGGUUCCUCCAAAUUAUGGUAUAUUAUACCUCACCAUUCCAUGGAAAAGUUUCAAAGUUUAAUUAAUAAUUUAGCACAAAAUGAUACAAAAAAGAAAGAAGCUGAGAGAACCAUGAAAGGGCAAUUAGAUGAUGAUUUUAUGCAGUCAGAAUUUUAUAAGUCAUAUCUAGAAACAACAAACGCAAACACAUCACCAGAAGACCUUGAAAAGAACUUUCCCACCACGAAAAUCGCUAAAUUAGCGAAUUUAACUGGGAAGUACCCCACAAUUAAUUAUCAAUUCACACCUGACUUUCUGAGAGCAAAUGAUAUAGAAGUUCAUACAAUAUCACAGGAAUAUGAUUCAUAUGUUUUUAUAUUCCCAGGUACUUACCAUUCCACUGUUGGCGCAGGUGUGUAUUUAUCGCAAAAUGCUACAUUUGCUCCAAAAUCGUGGUUAAAUUACAUCAAAGAUGGUGAAGAAUACAUAUCCAGGAAUAAACUGCUUACGAGUAUAAACAUGCAGUCGUUUCUCACAAAUAUAUUGUUGAAUUCUGAGAAUAAGUACGAAGAUAGAGAGUUGCUUUACAUCUGUCAGAACAACCUGUUACCGUUGGUUAAUAAAGAAAUUGAAUACAGAACCAUUAUAGAAAAUUUAAAUGAUAGGUUUAGAAUUCCAAUCGUUUUCAAUAGAUUUGAUUUCAUAUCAAACUUCUCCUUGGCCUCUACAGGAUUUUCUAAAGUAGUAAUAUCAAGUGGGAAUGAACUAAUAACUCUUUCAAUUGAAGAGUUUUUAGCUAUGUAUACACUAACGGAAGAAUCAUUCAACGUGGCUGGGUAUGAAAUUGAAGACAUUUCGGUCCAUUAUUCCUAUAGUAAUGAAUUCUUAGAGGCAUUGAUUGCGGGAGAAAAUAUAACGACUUUGAAAAAGUUAAGUGCCAUCUUACUUGAUCCACACGAGGUAACAACGCAAUUAACGUACCUCGUUGAAAAUGUUUGUAAGAAUGGAAGAGUUCCAUUAGAUUUAUUUAGAAGCUUAGUUUCUCAAAUGAAUAAAAAGGACGAGCGAUUAUCAACCUUCCAAAAUAUUAUCCAAUCAACAACUGACUUGCAGACCGCAUGUAGGAACUUGAUAUUAAAUUAUGUUAAUAAUAUAAGUCAAUGUCCGAAGUCAAUUGUAUAUUCAAAGGGGUUCAAUAUUACUAUAUUGACAUUGCCAACCGAGAACGAUGCAAUCGAACAACUCUUUGAAAUGAAGAAAAAAUUUGAUAAAUCUUCAAUUGAGUUUAAAGAGAUGACUACUAUAAUUACAGUUUGCCACGAAAUCGACAUGUUCAAGGAAUAUGUCGAGAAGGGGUUAACAAGACCAAAUCUUGAAGAACUUCGUUUGAUUUAUGAAAAGUCUUUUGAAAUUCCAAUACCUGGAAGACUUCUACAAGAAGUGGUUGGUCAUCUUUAUCGCUUAGAAUGGUUAAAGCUUUACAAAAUAUUAGUUGACAAGAAACAGCAUGAUGAACUUUCUAAAAUGAAUUUAACCUUGUCAUCAUUACAAUCCUUUUUAAGAUUUGGUGUAGAACAUUGUACAAGCCAUGAUAUCAGCGAAUUACAAUUUGUGAAGUCUAGAAUCAUGGAAAUCGAAAACAUCAACGAACGAAUUGUUAAAUUAGUGAAAGGGAGAAGAACUGACUCUAAAAUCCCCAUUGAUGAUGUAUAUGAUAUUGCUAGAAGAAUUAGAGAACGGACUUUACCAAUAGUAGAAAGCAGUUUUAAAAUCAUUGAAGAUCUGUAUGACAAUUUAGAAAACGUCAAAAUAAAAUUCAACCCGUUUUGGGAACGUUUAAAUAUUAAUAAAGAAUUCAUAGACCCAACAGCUUCAGCCAUACGAAAGAAUUCUCUUGAAUACUUGCCAUUACUAGAAAGGUUUGAUGGCUCAGUCCACGAUAAAAGAUUAGACAUACUGAAAGUUGAAAACCAAGGGUUAUUGAAUAAGCAAUUUAAAGAGAGUAAGUAUUGGCUUAAUCAAUUGUAUAAGAAAGUUAAAAGGGUAGAAUUUGAUAAAUUUACAAAAAAAGCCAAAGAAUGCUUGAAUUUAGAUGAUGAUCCAUAUAUACCAUCAGAAAAUUGCGCUAAUAACCAAACCAGGUACUGUUUCUGUCGUGGUGGUGAUAUUGGAACUAUGGUACAAUGUGAGAUUUGUCAAGAAUGGUACCAUACAGCAUGUAUUAAUAACGGAAAUUGGACCCUUCCAGAGGACAAUGACACAGUUUUCCUGUGCUCGUUGUGUAAUAACGGUAAUAAGACUAUUUUUUCUCCUGUAGGUACCUUUGAAUAUGCUGAUAUGAAACGAUUGGUCUUAGAGUCAUUGAAAUUAGAAAUGUUACCUAACCGUAGAGCCGUCCAAAGCUUAUUUGAUAUUUUUAAAGAUGCAUUAAAUUUUAGAAAUGAAUUCCAAGAGUCGUUGUUUAAAGGUGGGCACAUAGACAUGAACGUACCCAUUCACAAAAUUAAACACUAUCUAAGAAAGGCUAAAGGUUCGAGAUGUGGAUUUUUGGAUUUGGUUGGCCCAUUACAACGAUAUUGCUAUACUCAAGAAGCUGAAAAACUGGAACAGUUGCGUAAUAGUUCCAAAAUGAUUAUAACUGGAUAUGACUCUAACACGCGUCCGACGACAAGUAGUCCAACACUGACGGUGACACCAUCAACGAUCAUUCCUAUCGCAACUAUAUCUUCAGACUCAAACAUUGGGAUUGAGAAUAUUGAUACAGCCAUAUCUUUGCCACCGCCGGACGAAGCUGAUCGAAAAGAAAGCUAG
Naumovozyma dairenensis CBS 421 is the source of this 4698-nucleotide messenger RNA. It is a transcript of the gene ECM5, whose product is annotated as Ecm5p. The transcript has a single exon. Gene Ontology annotation, cellular component: nucleus. Gene Ontology annotation, biological process: chromatin remodeling. NCBI's taxonomy places the organism in Eukaryota, Fungi, Ascomycota, Saccharomycetes, Saccharomycetales, Saccharomycetaceae. The coding region runs from base 1 to 4698 and encodes 1565 amino acids. The record is from RefSeq and is a predicted model, not a curated record. Gene Ontology annotation, molecular function: histone H3K4me/H3K4me2/H3K4me3 demethylase activity; DNA binding.